Messenger RNA from Astrephomene gubernaculifera, 2073 nucleotides. The record is from the annotation of a GenBank genome assembly. Lineage: Eukaryota; Viridiplantae; Chlorophyta; Chlorophyceae; Chlamydomonadales; Astrephomenaceae.
CUGCCGCCGCUCCAGCUGUUGCUGGGGCUCCUCCUGCUGGUGGUACCCACAGCCGUCCGGGCCCCAUUUCCGAAGCGCUGCUGCGGGUGCUGUGUCCCUGCCAUCCGGAGGAGGCGCGACUGGGGGUGCCGCUGCCGCGUCUAAUGACCAAACGCAACAAGUGUGUGUCAGGAUAAGCCGGUUGAUACCGGUACUUUUGACAUAACUGCCCUGUGCCGUUCGCUUCCUUGGUGUCAUUGCGGCGGCUUCCACUCCAUCCGGAUGCUGAAUUCACAGCCUUGUGAUACGUGAUACAUGGCCGCCCCUCGUCUAACCUGCUGUUCUGCGUGGAGCAGUCCAAGACGCUUUCGCCCAAGCAGUCCAAGCCAUUACGCUGCACCCCGUCCCCACCUCCCAACGCCCUCACAGGCUCAGCCAGCAGGACGCCGACCAAGACGUGCUGCGCCUCAUCACAGCCAGCGACUGGGCCCAGCUGCGCAGGCUGUACGGCAACCCUACCGCCGCCACCGCCGCGGCCAACGCGAACGGCGCCGUCGAUGCGUCCUCCGGUAAGGAACCCCCUGCUGCUGUGGCAGCCGGCGCACGCAGGGGCAGGCCCCCACGCGGCAAGGCCACAACAGCACCCACUGCUGCACCAGCUGCAACAACAACAACGACAACCCUUUCUCAGACCGUCAAGCGCACGACCGUCCCAGUUCACGAUGAUGACGUUAUUCUGGUAGACGCAGCCGAACCCCAGCAGCAGCAGCAGCACCCCGCAGCUGAUGUUGACGGCGGCGUUGCUGCCGCCAUGCCCCACCAUGCUAGCCCCGUCGUUGCUACGGAGCCGUCAGCCGCCCCGGUACGGCUAGCCGCCGUACGGCAGGGCUUCACAGCGGAGCUCGGCAUGCCAGCGGCAGCUGUGGGGGGGUCCACGAGCAGCGAAGGAGGAGGCGGCGGGGUUCCGGAGCUGUGUGUAUGGCCACCGGUGUGUACGGAGGCGCUUGCGGCACACAGUCGGUCCGCCAAGGAGGCCCUGCUGUCGUACUCGGAGGCUGAGGUGGUGGUGGAGCUGGUGGGGCAGGAGGAGCUGGAGGCGUCGCUGCGGGAGGCGGCAGGCAAUGUGGAGCGCCGGUCGCGCCGCACCCGCCGCGGGCGCACCGCCAUCACCGUGAGCAACACCACCACGCUGGGGCAGCUGAAGCUGCAGGUCUUCGAGAACCUCUCCGUUCACCCGCGCAACCAACAUCUAUUCGUCCGAGGCGACGACGGCUGCCCCCGCAUGCUGGAGGGCGAUGAUCUCAGUCUGGCUCAGCAUGAGGUGCUGCCUAAUCAGGAGAUACGGCUGGUGCGGGGCAACGAGGUGGACGACGACGAGGACGUGGUGGGCUUGCUGGGAGAGGGUCGAUCCAAGCGGCGACAGGUGGAGCAGGGGUUCAAGAACACCGCGCUUCACGGGGAUCUGCCGUCGCAGCAGCAGCAGCAGCAACAGCAGCAACAGCAACAAGAGGGGAAUUCCGCGGGCGACGAGUCUGCAAGGGGAGGUGGCUCAGCGGGAGAAAGGUCGGCACAGGACGAUGACGGCGAAACCUUGUAAUGAAAGCCAUGAAGGAAUUGCAAUCGCAGGUGUCGUAGGGUGGAGGGACGUGCGAAUCGCAGAGCGGCGAGGCGCCCGGCGCAUAGGGUUUUGCGUGAUCGUUGUGCUGAGUUACUUGCAGGAAGGGAAGCAGAUGGUGUUAUGCAAGUCAUCACACGUAGGGUGGAAUAGUGGCAGGCAUUCCACCCAAGGAGGAGUGUCAAGGCUAGCUUUAGGAAAUGCUUAGUCUGGUAACCCUGCAGUAACGUUUAAGUUUCGUCUCGUAAGGUAUUUGCUGAUUCGCUAGGUAAUGUGUUCAAGGGAGCAGGCAGGUGCAGGAACCCUUUCCGUUAAGGUGACUGCGAAUGUAUGCAGGUUGUGGUAGCUGGGCUGACAGUAUCCACAUUACACGUGCGGCGUACCCUUGUGGACAUGCGGGUAUGCGUGAGGCUGGAAACCGUAUCCUGCAUUUACCCAAUCCUGGUGACCCGCGGUUCCCUAAGAUGGACAAAGCAGGC